UGUCACAUUUAGACAUAUUUUGUCAGAAUGUAAUGUUAUCAACAGAUUUUAUUAAUUUAUAUUUUUUUAUAAAUUAUUUCUCGUUCUUACAAUGAAAGUUUAAGAAUUUCAGAGAGAUAUCAUGGAGCCGCUUAAAACUGACUCCCCAAAGUUGUCCAAUAUGGUUAUGUGCGGUGAUCACCCGUCGAUCACCAAGACGGAGCUGAACGCGAAGGAGCCGAGGGCUGACGAGGACAAGGAAAAGGACAUCGAAAAGGACGCGAAGACACCCAUGUCCCACGCGAGGAUUUCACCCACGUCGUCUCGCGACAAGCCCGAAGAGCGUGCUCGUUUGCGCGCCGCGUCCGAGCAUGCGCUGCGAGCGCUCGCCAAGCAGCGCCGCUCGCUCGAAGCCGUGCACAGACCCGACGUCGCCGCCGUACAGGGCAACAGGGAGCUAGUGCAAGCGGCGUUGGGCAGUUUCCGCUGGCCGCCCUACCUGGUGUGCGUGUGGGUGCUGGUGCUGCUGAUCACACACGCACUGCACUGCGUGGUCGGGAUGCUCGACAAGGCACUGCCUGCUUUGCGGAAAGUCUGUCAAUACUUCCGAACGUGGACCGAAGAGAGCUGGAAGCGGGAGGUGGUAAUGAACCAGCGCCUCUGCCCCAUCGCACUAGCCUGCAUCACUGCCCUACUGUACACUCUAUACUGUGUCCUGGUGGCUGUGCACGGGUUGGCGCUGUGGGCCGUGGAGCCACUGUGCGCGGAGGUCGACGACAAGCCCAGCGUGGAAGAGAUCCCUAGAGUCACCAACUACGUGGACAUAGUUGGCAGCAAGAUCAAGCAGUAGUAUAGACCCUAUUCGAAAUUAUCAAUGAUGUUGUUUAUAGGUUUGAACUAAAGUUAUUUGGAUUUGAUUUUUGGUGUAACCUAUAAAAUUAUUAUGGAAUAUAUUAAAAUUAUGGAAUAAAUCA
This is a messenger RNA of Maniola jurtina (meadow brown), 953 nucleotides long. RefSeq lists its product as uncharacterized. The record is from RefSeq and is a predicted model, not a curated record. The coding region runs from base 122 to 829 and encodes 235 amino acids. Lineage: Eukaryota; Metazoa; Arthropoda; Insecta; Lepidoptera; Nymphalidae. The transcript has 5 exons.